CACAAAUGUGAAAGAACAGCGUUCAGAGAAAAUUUUCUUCAGAUGUUACUUUUUACUUGUUCUAAGAAUCAAUACUAAAAAGGGCUCGUGCAGGUAGAUACAGAGAGAAAAGGCUCAUAUGUGUUGAGAAAUUAAACCAUCAUUUGGAGAAAGCCUAGCGAGCAAAGAUCAAACUUGUGCUUUGAUGUUUUUUACUCUAUACGAUACGUACCGGCGUCUCGCCUGUCAACAUAAAAGCAACAUAUUUUCAACAUCUUUUGCGUCUUCAAGCCACUAGAAUUAUCUUUAUUUGCAGGAAGGAAUAAYCCAUGAAAAAUAUAAAAGGUAAAAGUGAUCAUGACGGGGAUGAACUGUGAUGUCCGCUUUAAUACGCAAAUAGUAGUUUUUAUUCUGUUGAGCUACGCGUUCUUCAGUAGUUGCAGCGGACCUUGUUGGUCUGAACUAUUCGGCGAGCCUCACCACUACAGCUAUUCAGGGAGGUUUACUCAUGGUUUCAAAAGGUACUGGGCUUCACUGAAGUGGUUUAGUAUUCCUGCAAGUCUUGGGUUUGCAUACAUUUGUUUUCAACAAUAUGGUCACAUUAAAAAAAGAGAAAAAAAUAAAAUUUCACACAGCAACCCGGAGGAGCUUCUGGCCAAGAACUGGCAGGUUGCACUUUAUAGAAAAAUACCAUCAAGAGCCAUGUCACGAGCAUUUGGUCAAGUAAUUAAUAUCGAUUUGCCAGAGUGGCUGAGAUGGCCUAUUAUUGGAUUAUAUUGUUGGACAUUUUCAUGUAAUUUAGAUGAAGCAGUUGUUGGAGAUAUAAAAAGUUAUCCGAGUGUAGGAGCAUUCUUCCGUAGGGAGCUUAAACCAGAAACAAGACCGAUAAAUGUGAACUCUGAACUGACAAGUCCUUCAGAUGGUGUUGUACURCAUUUUGGUAAAGUGGAGGGUAAUGAAGUAGAGCAAGUCAAAGGAAUAACAUAUGAUAUGACAACAUUCUUGGGACCUGGACAUCCACAUGAACUGGACUGCACGCCUAAAGAUAAAACCUGUCUGUAUCAGUGUGUCYUAUACUUGGGUCCUGGGGACUACCAUUGCUUYCACUCACCAGCAGACUGGGAAGUCAAAUUAAGAAGACAUUUUCCAGGUGACCUGCUAUCUGUUGGCCCCAGUAUUCAAAGACUUAUCAAAGGUUUAUUUAAUUAUAAUGAAAGAGUUGUUUUAAGUGGUACUUGGAAACAUGGCUUUUUUUCUUACUCUGCUGUUGGUGCUCAUAAUGUCGGAUCAAUCUACCUUGAUUUUGAGCCGGAAUUGAGAACAAAUCUGAAAGGAAAAUAUAUCCCUGGAGAUUAUGGUGAAAAGCUGUUAUCAGUAACAGAUAAUCAAGGAGUUUGUCUAAAGAAAGGUGAAAAGAUGGGAGGCUUCAACAUGGGUUCAACUAUUGUGCUCAUCUUUGAGGCACCAAAGGACUUUGUAUUCACUGCAGAAACUGGUCAGAAAAUCAAAUAUGGACAGCCUCUUGGCUCAUUAGGAAAUGAGUAAAAAUAAUCAUCUGAGAGAUAGAUAUUGUUGGAAUUGAAACUAUUUUAGAAAUAGAGAAUAUUGAAAAAAUAUGUUUCGUAAAGCAUAACAGACGAGGCUUCACACCAUGACAUGAUAUCAUGUGAUAUURCAAAGUUUCCAUCUAURGUAAUUUUCAAUCACCUCUCAUUCCACUUCAAAUCAAUUGCGUGGUAUUGUGACUUAGUAGGUACUAUUGUAUUGGGUGGUGGUUGAUACUAUUCAGGUUAAUGAUCCAUUGAAAAAAUAUGAAUAUGCAACUAAAAUGCCAUUMUUCUCACUCAACUAUUCAUUCAUCUUUAUUGGAAAAUGGCUGACAUAUUGGAAUAAAUGAUUGUUUAGUAGAUAUUGCUUGAAUGGAACUAAACCAUCAAGUGCUCACACUAUGUCUGUGAAAUAAAACAUAUAAAUCUACUAAAAAAUAAUUUUUAUUUAGUGAUUAUUAGUUACUAUCAUUCAACUGGAACAACAAUAGACAGAUCUUAAUUGACAUUAUCCUUCAUUUAUUACAUUAUUACAUUACAUUAUAAAAACAUGGUUUCCCUUGCACAUUUGCUAUUGCUACUGAAGCUGUUCCAGCUAAACGAUAGUGACUAACGGUCACUAAAUAAAAACUAUUUGUUAGUAAGUAUAUUUUAGGUUUUAUUUCAUGGAGAUAGUGUAAGCACUAUAUGUGAAAACUGGUCAAAAGUGUUUUAUAAAAGUUCAUAGAAUAAAAAUAUGUUGACCAUUGACAAAUUGAUUAGYCAAUUUACAUAAUAUAGGCACGUUUGUUUGGUGUACAAAAGAAUAAAAGUCAAUUUAGUUGCAUA
This is a messenger RNA of Exaiptasia diaphana, 2354 nucleotides long. Its product is annotated as phosphatidylserine decarboxylase proenzyme, mitochondrial. The coding region runs from base 337 to 1524 and encodes 395 amino acids. The record is from RefSeq and is a predicted model, not a curated record. Gene Ontology annotation, biological process: phosphatidylethanolamine biosynthetic process. Gene Ontology annotation, cellular component: mitochondrion. Gene Ontology annotation, molecular function: phosphatidylserine decarboxylase activity. The transcript is spliced from 7 exons. Lineage: Eukaryota; Metazoa; Cnidaria; Anthozoa; Actiniaria; Aiptasiidae.